AUGUUCAAUAACCAAUACCCCAAUCCCAUGUUCAAUAAUCAGUAUUUUGAAUUGAUUCGAGACAAUUAGCAAUUUCAACCUUAAAAAGACUCUACCCACUCACUUUACGUUGACGGAAUUCCAAAUGAUGCGCAAGAACGAGAAGUGGCACAUAUUUUUCGUCCUUAUCCAGGGUUCCAAAGAGUCCGUCUAAUUAAAAAGUAAACACAAAAGGGAAGAGAAUAUUUGCUCUGCUUCGUAGAUUUCGAUGAUGCCUUCCAAGCUACUAUAGUUAUGCAGACUCUUCAAGGAUACCGUUUUGAUAAAAAUGACAAGACAGGCCUCAAGAUUUAUUUCGCAAAUAACCCAAAAUAAGAGAAGCAAAACAAAAAAUGACAUACUAAAGUAUAUAAUGAGUAAUUUAUUAU
Molecule: messenger RNA, 407 nt
Organism: Paramecium tetraurelia
Lineage: Eukaryota; Ciliophora; Oligohymenophorea; Peniculida; Parameciidae
Exons: 4
Molecular function (GO): mRNA binding
Source: RefSeq, a predicted model, not a curated record